Malassezia vespertilionis is the source of this 3474-nucleotide messenger RNA. RefSeq names its product carbamoyl-phosphate synthase (glutamine-hydrolyzing) (gene CPA2). The transcript has a single exon. Gene Ontology annotation, molecular function: ATP binding; aspartate carbamoyltransferase activity; metal ion binding. NCBI's taxonomy places the organism in Eukaryota, Fungi, Basidiomycota, Malasseziomycetes, Malasseziales, Malasseziaceae. Gene Ontology annotation, biological process: L-citrulline biosynthetic process; UTP biosynthetic process; 'de novo' pyrimidine nucleobase biosynthetic process. Gene Ontology annotation, cellular component: cytosol; cytoplasm. The coding region runs from base 1 to 3474 and encodes 1157 amino acids. The record is from RefSeq and is a predicted model, not a curated record.
AUGCCGUCACGGCUUCUAACUACCGCAGUAGGAUACACGCUAAGCAGUGGGUGUGCGCGUGCUGCUGCGAUCCCCGCGAAAAAGCUUGCAUGGGAAGCGCUUCGGUAUAUGCACACGUCGCAACCUUCCGCACAGCCUUUUACGUCGCGUCCUGUGGGCGCAGUGCCCCAGGGAAGCGAGGGCAUCGACCGCUGGCGUCGAUUUAUUCCCGAGACGCCGAAAGCGGACGUAAAAAAAGUGCUUCUAGUUGGCUCCGGCGGCUUGAGCAUCGGCCAGGCCGGCGAGUUUGACUACAGUGGAUCGCAAGCCAUCAAGGCGCUGCGUGAGAGCGGAAUUGAAACGGUACUGAUUAACCCCAACAUUGCUACUAUACAGACCUCGCACGAGCUUGCUUCGCAGGUGUACUUUCUUCCCAUUUCGCCCGACUACGUUGCGUAUGUGCUGGAGAAGGAACGCCCCGAUGGUGUGUUCCUCACCUUUGGCGGCCAAAGCGCAUUGAACUGCGGUGUGAAACUGGACGAAAUGGGCGUGUUUGAGCGGCUGGGCGUUCAAGUGCUGGGCUCGCAGGUCGAGGUACUUCGUGUCUGCGAAGAUCGUGACUUGUUUGUGCAAGCGCUGGACGAGAUUAAUAUUCCCGUCGCCCGCAGUGAGGCGGUCUCGACCGUGCCAGAGGCACUGCGUGCCGCUGGCGAGAUUGGUUAUCCGGUCAUUGUGCGUGCCGCGUAUGCGCUCGGCGGACUCGGCUCUGGUUUUGCCGACGACGAGGAAGAACUUCGCGACUUGAGUGCGCGGUCAUUGAGUCUUAGCCCCCAGAUUUUGGUAGAAAAAAGUCUGCGUGGAUGGAAAGAGAGCGAGUAUGAAGUGCUGCGUGACCAGCAGGACAAUGCCAUCAUUUGCUGCAACAUGGAAAACUUUGACCCCCUUGGUAUCCACACCGGCGACUCGAUUGUCGUCGCACCUUCACAAACGCUGUCCGACGACAACUACCACAUGCUCCGCAGCGCGGCGCUCAAGGUGAUUCGCCACCUCGGCAUCGUCGGCGAAUGCAACAUUCAGUACGCACUCGACCCCGACAGCCGCGAAUAUCGUGUAAUUGAAGUGAAUCCCCGUCUAAGCCGUUCAAGUGCUCUUGCUUCCAAGGCUACUGGUUACCCAUUGGCUUACACUGCCGCAAAGCUUGCGCUUGGCCACACGCUCCCUGAACUGCCCAAUGCAGUUACCAAGACGACCACCGCGUGUUUUGAGCCUUCGCUCGACUACAUUGUCACCAAGAUCCCCAAGUGGGAUCUCUCCAAGUUCCAGCAUGUGAACCGCCAGACUGGCUCAAGUAUGAAGAGCGUCGGCGAGGUGAUGGCCAUUGGCCGUACCUUUGAAGAGUCGUUGCAGAAAGCGGUGCGCCAAAUUGCGCCCAACUACGACGGCUUUGAUGUUUACGCACGCCCUGACGAUGUAGAUCAUGCAUUGGCUGUCCCGACAGACACGCGUCUGUUUGCGAUUGCCUAUGCCAUGCUCGAGAAGAACUACUCGGUGGAACGGAUCCACCAGCUGAGCAAGAUUGACCGCUGGUUCCUCUUCAAGCUGGAAAACAUUGCCAACACGCACCGCGAAUUAAAAAAGCGCAGCGCACUUGCAGCCAUCGAUGACGCAUUGAUGCGCACUGCAAAGCAGCAAGGAUUCUCGGAUAUACAAAUUGCCAACUUGGUGGGAAGCACUGAACUGGAAGUGCGUGCGGCACGCAAAGCGAUGAACAUCCACCCCUGGGUGAAGCGUAUUGACACGGUGGCUGCUGAAUAUCCUGCACAGACCAACUACUUGUACACAACGUACAACGCAUCCUCGCAUGAUGUCGAGUUCGACGAACACGGCACCAUGGUGUUGGGUUCCGGUGUAUACCGCAUUGGCUCCUCGGUUGAGUUUGACUGGUGUGCUGUUACGUGUGUGCGCAAGAUCAAAGACCUGGGCAACAAGACCAUCAUGGUGAACUAUAACCCCGAAACAGUGAGCACGGACUAUGAUGAGGCGAACCGACUCUACUUUGAAGAGCUCAGCUACGAACGUGUGAUGGACAUCUACGAAAUGGAGGGCGCCGAAGGCGUAAUUGUCUCGGUCGGCGGUCAGCUUCCGCAAAAUAUUGCGUUGCGUCUCCAAGAGUCUGAUUUGAAGGUCUUGGGCACAGAUCCCCGUAGCAUCGACGCUGCCGAGGAGCGCCACAGGUUUUCGCAGAUCCUCGACUCGAUCGAUGUGGACCAGCCGGCAUGGGUAGAAGUGACAAACGUGGAAAAGGCCAAGAGUUUUGCCAACGAGGUCGGCUACCCUGUACUUGUGCGUCCAAGCUAUGUGCUCUCUGGUGCUGCGAUGAACGUGAUUUGGGACGAGUCUAUGCUGGAGGACAACCUCACCAAGGCUGCUGAGGUGAAUACAAAGCACCCCGUUGUCCUCACCAAGUUUAUCCCUAACGCACAGGAAAUUGAUGUCGACGCGGUGGCGCACCAAGGCAAGCUUUUGGUACAUGCAGUGUCGGAACACGUGGAAAAUGCUGGCAUCCACUCUGGUGAUGCCACGCUCGUCCUCCCUCCUUUCUCGCUCGUAGAGACAGACAUGGCGCGCUUGAAGGACAUCGCGGAGCGCGUCGCGAAAGCGUUUGACAUUAGCGGGCCGUUUAACAUGCAAAUUAUCCGGAAAGAGACGGAGAAGGGAUUGGAAUUAAAGGUGAUCGAAUGCAACCUUCGUGCAAGCCGCUCAUUCCCUUUUGUGUCCAAAGUUCUCGGCGUCAACUUUAUUGAUAUCGCAACGAGUGCAAUUAUGGGAACAAACGUGCCGGAACCAGUCGAUUUGAUGGCAAUUCCCCGCGAUCAUGUCGCUGUCAAGGUACCCCAGUUCUCCUGGACGCGUCUUGGAGGCGCGGAUCCUUUCCUGGGCGUCGAAAUGGCGAGCACUGGUGAGGUUGCGUCGUUUGGUAGGGAUCUCCACGAGGCGUACUGGGCUUCUAUUGCAUCCACCACUGGAUUCCGCGUGCCGCAGGCUCGCAAAGGUGUGCUUUUGGGCGGUGAUAUUAGCAAGCCGGAGCUGACCACGAUUUCCAAGAAACUGUACAACUUGGGCUUCAAGCUAUACUGCUCGAAUACUGGUGUGGAAGCGUUUUUGAACGAAAUCCCACACGUAUCUGCAAAACGUAUCUGGUUCCCAUUGAAGGACAAAAGGAAGCUGCGCGAGGUGUUUGAUGAAUACGAGAUCCAAUUCGUCGUCAACCUUGCCAACAAACGCGCUGAAAAUACGCUCGACGAGGACUACGUGGCUCGUCGUAACGCCGUCGACUUUGGCUUGCCGCUCUUUAAUGAGCCGAAGACGGCAUUGCUUUUUGCCGAGACGCUUGAAAAGAGGAUGCCUUAUGGCGCCCUGCUCCCUUACGAGGAAGACAAUAUCCCAUCCGAAGUCCACUCAUGGAGUUCGUAUGUACCAGAGUCUCUUAAAUAA